Punica granatum (pomegranate) is the source of this 725-nucleotide messenger RNA. The record is from RefSeq and is a predicted model, not a curated record. NCBI's taxonomy places the organism in Eukaryota, Viridiplantae, Streptophyta, Magnoliopsida, Myrtales, Lythraceae.
UAAAAGUCAACUGAAAAGCCGGCCACCCCCAGAUCGGAAAAGAACACAGAGGGGGAGAGAGAGUUAUGACUCGAAUCGGAUUCACAAUCACAGGGCGAAGAAGAAGAUCUCUGCAGCUCAGCUUCCUCUUCUGCUGCUUCUCUCUAUGUCUCCUUUCAGGCCUAGCGGAUGACCCGUCAUCAAGUUCGAAGAAUACAGCCAAUGCUGCAACGGAUAAAUCUUCCGGUGCCUCCGCCGGGCUCAAGGUGCUCAUUGUGUUUAUGGGUUUAGUGGCUGUCGUGGCAUUCUUGGUAUUCCUGUUCAGAUUGUGGCAGAAGAAGAAGAGACAAGAGCAGCAAGCGAGGUUCCUCAAGCUCUUCGAAGAUGACGAUGAGCUCGAAGUUGAACUUGGCAUCCGGGAUUGAAUUAACAAGUUCUUGCAGUGUCGAGGCACUAUUCGUUUGAAGCAGUGUUAAAGGUCAGUUUCUUUCCCUCAUACAAACAGCCCAAUAUGCUCCCCCACGGGAUGACUAGAGAAUUGGUAGCUAUACAUGGCAUAGCCUUUUUCAUCUGUCAUGAACUUUCCUGUAGAUAUUAUAGCAGUUGGCCCAAUUGGUGGACUUAGUAGAUGGAAUUCUUAGUAUUUCAAGGAAAUUUUUGGCUCUCCGUUUGUUCUUGGUACCUUUUCCAUUUCAAAUGCCACCCAAAAUUGCCGAUCUUUUUUAUAUGUUGGAUUGUUCAUGCUC